AUGGGCAAAAAUAAGAGGGUCAUUGGUGGCCCGUCUUUUGUCUCAGAUUCAGCGGCUGAUGAUGACUCGUCAACAUCAUCAAACAACGCCAUCGGCGACGGCACAAAUAAAGUGGGUGCUUUAAUAGAUCAUAGAAUGUACGAUGACUUUGCUCACAUACAUUCAUCGCCAGCUAGAGCUAGAAGAAGAAACUCGCUGCAGGCGGCCACGGUAACAAACAAGAAUCUUAAUAAAUUUGGGAACAGUAAUUUAAACUCCAGACGAUAUACAGUGGCGCCAAAUACGUCGAAUGCUGCUCAGCCCAAUCUCCCAUUAACGAAUAGAAAUCUUCAAAGUUUGCUAACUCAAAGCAAUGGAAGUAGACCUGAAUCGCCAGGUGGCGGAUUGGCUUUAGAUAUGGACUCGUAUGCGAAAGAUCAAAGGAAGUUGGCAGAUUCCCAGAGUUGGAAGAACCCAUUUUCAGAGAACCAGAAUAAUGCAGUAGGGGAGAAUGAUGAUGGGGACUCAUAUUCUAUUAAUUCUCUAGAGUUUGGUGGAUCGAACCCUUCUUCUGAGCAUCCAAGUGAUUCCACGUCGUUAGAUGAUGUUUGCUUCCCAGAUUAUUAUGAUCAUGCGGACACUGCUGGGAGCAAAGAAAUUGGAUUCGAGUGGCCCGAUUUAAGGGUUCUUGAAGAGUUCGUAAAAGAGGAGCUAGAAGAACAUUCUGAGCACAUUACCUUUGGUGACUAUGUGAAAGGCCAUAGUGAUAAUAAUUAUAAUAAUAAUAGAGAAGCAGAGCCUUCGCCUUCUUCUCCUAAGUUGCAUUCCUCAGGCGAGAUCUCAGAGGAUACUCCUUUAUUGAAUAAUACUCAAAUCAAUGAGGUCGAAUCCCUUGAACUGAUGAACAAUUCUUUAAAAAUAAGACCAACGCCUAUUCAACCAUGGGAAAAGUCAAAAGAAAAGAUCACUCCGAUUUUAAAUCGCCAACAGCUGGAACAGGAUAAUAGACAUUUACAUCAAAAAGGAGGCAAAGCAGACGGCAAGGUGUGUAGAUUUACUUACUUUAGGGAAGAUCUUGACAAGACCAUUCACUCUCCGACAAUUAGUGGAUUAAUCGCAAACAAUAAUACCAAAGUAAAAGAGCAGAGUAUUAACAUUUCUAAAAAAUGGAGAGGUGAUGCAAACGACGAUGAUGAAAGUGAUGAAAGUGAUGCCGAAAUCACGUCCCUUGAAGAUCUUUUUCUGCCAGCACAUUACUCUCGAAACCGGAAUCUGUCAGAAAGUGUCAGCAUAAACGAAAGCAGCUUAGGAAAUAACCUUACGCCAGGUUUGACAGAGAUAUCACCAGCGAAUCCAAACACCCAAGCUCCAUCUAAAUCUGGAAACCCAAUGUCUCGAAGUGCAGAUCAUUCUGCUCCUGGGACUGUUUUAGGCUCGACAGCGGAUCCAAAUGAGAGUUCAGUAAACCCUUUUUGGCUAGAUGUCUUAGAUCCGACAGAAGAAGAGAUGAAAGUACUUUCUAAAACAUUUGGAAUCCAUCCUUUGACGACUGAAGACAUAUUUUUAGGUGAAGCUAGAGAAAAAGUUGAACUAUUUAGAUCGUAUUACUUCAUCUGCUUCACUUCUUUCGAUAUAGUAUAUGAAAGGCGUUUACAGCGAGCAAAAGAGCAGGAAAAAACGAUGGCUAAGCUUCAGGAGAUGUAUGAUAAGAAUGAUGGAAAGAAUAUCUUUCGGUCUACAGAGCAUAAAUCAAAAAUCUGGAGUCUUAUUCGUAAAAUUUUUGGUAAGAAUGAUUCUCAUUACAAUACAACGAGAUCUCACAGUGCAAUAAAUAAUACCAAAGAUACCACAUCCAUCAAAUCUAGGGGUAGAAAGAUUAGAGAUGGCGAGCUACUGCCGUUGAAUAUGUAUAUCAUAAUUUUCAAACAUGGAGUCAUUACGUUCCAUUUUGCAGCGACACCGCAUCCUAUAAACGUUAGGAGAAGAGCAAGGCUAUUAAGGGAUUACUUGACCGUUUCCUCAGAUUGGUUGUGUUAUGCUUUAAUUGAUGACAUUACUGAUUCUUUUGCCCCAAUGAUUGAAAGUAUUGAAGAAGAAGUCAACUCUAUUGAGGAUGCAAUUCUUAAAAUGCAUUCCGGAGAUACUGAUCUGGAUACAGAUAGUGACGUUGAUCUGGAAAUUGAAGAUGAAUAUAAAGAAUCGAAUAAGUCUCACUUAAAAAAGAGCAGGGAACCAAGUAUUUUUUACAAACGCUCGAGGUCCAAAUCUAUAGUUGAUAGCAGGCCGCUUCCAAAGCGGAAUCGCCCACCUUCAAUAAUAUCUAGAAGUGCCUCAAGCAGAAGGUCUACUGACUCGAAAAGUUCUGGCUCAAAGAUUUUAGGAUGGAAGAGAAAAGGAGAUAUGCUUAGAAGGAUUGGGGAGUGUCGUAAACGAGUCAUGUCUGUCUUAAGAUUACUAGGAUCAAAAGCCGAUGUGAUAAAGGGUUUCAGCAAAAGAUUCAGAGAGAAUGUCGAUUCGGGAUCGAGCAAAAUAGAAAUUGGUAUGUACCUCGGUGAUAUUCAAGAUCAUAUAGUUACUAUGGUACAGUCACUCAAUCAUUAUGAGAAGUUGUUGGCAAGGUUCCAUUCCAAUUAUUUAGCACAGAUAAAUAUCGAUAUGACAAAGGUUAAUAAUGAUACCAACGAUGUUUUGGGAAAAAUUACCAUUUUAGGAACUAUUGUGCUACCAAUUAACGUUGUGACGGGUUUAUGGGGUAUGAAUUGCUUGGUUCCAGGACAAGAUUAUGAUGGGUUGGCUUGGUUCUGGUCCAUUAUUUUUGGCAUGGCAUUGUUCAGUAUAUUUGCAUAUCACUAUGCUAAGAGAGUAAGUGGUUUAUAA
This is a messenger RNA of Priceomyces carsonii, 2856 nucleotides long. It is a transcript of the gene MNR2, whose product is annotated as putative Mg(2+) transporter. Gene Ontology annotation, molecular function: magnesium ion transmembrane transporter activity. NCBI's taxonomy places the organism in Eukaryota, Fungi, Ascomycota, Pichiomycetes, Serinales, Debaryomycetaceae. The record is from RefSeq and is a predicted model, not a curated record. The coding region runs from base 1 to 2856 and encodes 951 amino acids. The transcript has a single exon. Gene Ontology annotation, cellular component: fungal-type vacuole membrane. Gene Ontology annotation, biological process: magnesium ion transmembrane transport; intracellular magnesium ion homeostasis.